GAGCCAUUCAGUUUAUUUGGCUCGAUCCCUACCUUGGUCCCAAGCGCGACCGACAGAGUAGAAGGCUUUCGCCCAGGUGCGAAUUGCAAGUGCCUGCAACGACUUCGUACAAGAUACGAAUAGCAGAGGACUCCUGAUAACUGGUUCAGGAGAGGAUACCUACUUCGGCCUCGAGCGCGACCGACAGAGUAGAAGGCUUUCGCCUAGGUGCGAAUUGCAAGUGCCUGCAACGACCCCGUACUAGAUACGGAUAGCGGAGGGCCUCUAGUGAUUAAUCUAGAGGAGGAUACCUACAAGAGCCCGUAAGAAAUCGGCUUGUAGAAGAAUAAAGACAAGUCUCUAUAAUGGAGACUAAUAGUCAAGAAGGGGGGUCCCCAGGAAGAACCUCCCAGAUGCUCUUACAGAUGAUGAGCCAAAUGUCGGAACAGCUUCUAAACCUGCAGAACAAUCAACAAACUCUCCAGCAAUCAUUGAAAGCAGAAAGAGAAGCUGAUCGGGAAGAAAUCCGAACGCAUCAAGAACAAACUAGAGUUCAAAUUCAAGCUCUACAAUCAGCUAUUGCGACACCAGCACACACUUCUAUAGAUGGCAUCGCUAAUCCCACGCCUCGACGACAAGAACCAAUACCAUCAGUUCUUAACACCCAACUGACAUCACCUCCUAUACCGACAGAGUCUCAACAACAAAACAUCAUUUAUAUUAAGAAGAAGCCAACUCUCCCCGAUCCGAAACUCUUCGAUGGAAAUAGAAGAAACUUCCAAGUGUGGCAGCUAGAAAUGGAAAGCAAGCUUCGAGUUGAUGGGCCAGCACUCGGUAACUCUGCGGACCAGUUCGCUUAUAUCUAUACAAGAUUAGACCAGACUCCCCAGUCUUUAGCAGCUGCUUACUUCAAAAAAGGAGGAAGUAAUGGCAGCCAUAAUCCCGUCGAAUUCAUGGCAUACCUUGUUAGCUGUUAUGGAGAUCGCCACCUCAAACAAAAAGCUCUAAACCGGCUAGAAACAAUGAGGCAGAACAAUAAAGAAAGCUUUGCUGCUUUCCUACCUCGAUUCGAAAGAGAACUAGCAGAUAGUGGAGGAUAUAAUUGGGAUGACGAGAUUAAGAUCAACUCUUUACGACGAGUAAUAAAUCAAGAGAUGGAAGGCCACCUUAUCAGCCAGCUCGCUCUACCGACAGUUUAUCCGGACUUUGUCAAUACUCUACAGAGCUUAGGAGCUAAUAUCGAAGGCUAUCACUUCCGAAACCACAAGCUUCGAUACCAAAGUUCAUACCAACAGAAUCCAUACCCCAAGGAGAGCAACAGUAACUACCACCCAAACCAACCCAGAAGAGAACAGCCCCAACAGAACAACCAGAGUGCUACGGGUAGCAACCAGAUGGAUUGGGAGCCUACAAAGGCCGGAAAGUUAAGAAGCAACAAACAAAGAAAGCAACCUAAGUACGCCCCAGAGUGUUACAAUUGCGGCAACCUUGGCCAUAUCGCUCGAUAUUGCAAGACCAAUAGAAAGGGCAAACAGGAAUCACAGCCUGAAACACGAAUUGCAAAAGGCAAGUCGAAGAAGACACUCUCUCGAGAAGAGGACGACGAUCUAGGCGGUUCAGACGACUCAAAUAGCGAGUAUGAGUCGGGAAACGAGUAGCUCCUGGCCAAAAGCGCCGUCAGGAGCACAACCAAGCUCAGAAGGACUGGAACAAGCUAAAGAAGAGAAUGGAUAGUCGAGGUAUCUAUAUUAACAUAGGAAUCAAUCAAGAGUAUUAUUCAAGAGCCUUUAUUGACUCCGGAUGCCUUUGCUAUGGAACUAUCAGCUCUCGAUUAGCCCAGAAGCUUUGCUUGCCGCGUAAACCAAUCACCCCAAGAUCGCUCGAACAGAUCAG
This is a messenger RNA of [Torrubiella] hemipterigena, 1872 nucleotides long. The record is from the annotation of a GenBank genome assembly. NCBI's taxonomy places the organism in Eukaryota, Fungi, Ascomycota, Sordariomycetes, Hypocreales, Clavicipitaceae.